AUGGACUCCUCAAUCAAACUCUCCGAUACAGCGCGUCUACUUCAUGAUACAAUGAGCGCAGCCGAGCCAGGCUCGCUCUUUACCCAGCAGCAAGUACAAAACAUGAUUGGCUCUACUUCCCUGGGCACCCUGAUGCCAUUCGUCCAAGAGCUACUGGAUAAGAAUCUUAUACGGCUGGUCAAGCAAAACAACGAGCUAAAGUUUCAACCAGUCAAUGUCUCGGAAGCUCAAAAAAAAGCCUCCAUGUCAGCUGACGAGGCCCUCGUUUACUCGUACAUUGAGGCAAGCGGAAGGGAGGGAAUCUGGACUAAAACCAUCAAGGCAAAAACAAAUCUCCAUCAGCAUGUGGUACUGAAAUGCCUUAAGUCCUUAGAAUCUCAGCGAUAUGUGAAAUCCGUAAAGUCCGUUAAAUAUCCGACGCGUAAAAUUUACAUGUUAUACAAUCUGCAGCCAUCAGUGGAUGUGACCGGAGGGCCGUGGUUUACUGAUAGUGAACUGGACGUGGAAUUCAUAAACAGUCUGCUGACAAUAGUAUGGCGACAUACGGCUGAAAAAACUUACCCCAACGGAUUCAACAAUUUUAACACAUCAGAUAAUGAGCCACUUUACACUCACAAUGUGAAAAAUUAUUCUACGACAGAUGAAAUCCUCAGCUUUAUUAGUGGUGCUAGGGUCUCUACUGUAGAACUGUCAAAAGCUGAUAUACGAUCACUCUGUGAAGUUCUUGUGUAUGACGGAAAAUUGGAGAAAGUUAAUCUUGACUGCUAUCGCGUAACCUUGCAGAGCGUCCUACAGAUGGGAGGUCACAAAGGAAAGCACGACUCGGAGACUAAAGAUUACUCCAUUUUUGAGUACGCAGGAGUCAUUUCUCCUUCGAACGCUGAAAAAGAGGUGAUAUACAUGGAUGAGUGGAUGCUGUAG
Messenger RNA from Eremothecium sinecaudum, 921 nucleotides. RefSeq names its product DNA-directed RNA polymerase III subunit C34 (gene RPC34). The record is from RefSeq and is a predicted model, not a curated record. The coding region runs from base 1 to 921 and encodes 306 amino acids. The transcript has a single exon. Gene Ontology annotation, biological process: transcription by RNA polymerase III. Gene Ontology annotation, cellular component: RNA polymerase III complex. NCBI's taxonomy places the organism in Eukaryota, Fungi, Ascomycota, Saccharomycetes, Saccharomycetales, Saccharomycetaceae.